Tetrahymena thermophila SB210 is the source of this 189-nucleotide messenger RNA. RefSeq lists its product as hypothetical. Lineage: Eukaryota; Ciliophora; Oligohymenophorea; Hymenostomatida; Tetrahymenidae. The record is from RefSeq and is a predicted model, not a curated record. The transcript is spliced from 2 exons.
AUGAUAAAAAGGCGUUCUUAAAAUUGCAUAGCUAAUAUUCAAUCAUACUAAAUACUUCAUAAAGUUUUUGAAUUUAGAAGAAUAGUUUUAAAAAUAGCUGAUAGACUACUAAGUCAGAUUAAAUCUUAUUCAGAAUUUAUAUUCUUGAUCAGAUAAAUGCAUAAUCAAUAAAAUAGUCCUAAUAAAUGA